CCCAGCUACCAAACGUCUUCUCAGCUGUUUUUGAACUUGAUGAUGAUAUCAAAAAUGUCCAAGUUCUUCCUGACUUGGUGGCUAACCCAGCAGGUGACUGGCCUGGCAGGGUCUUCCAUGCUAGACAUGGCUCCCAAUGCAUUUGAUGAUCAGUAUGAGGGCUGUGUUGAAGACAUGGAGAAAAGGGCACCCCAGCUGUUACAAGAAGACUUCAACAUGAAUGAGGAAUUAAAACUUGAGUGGGAAAAAGCAGAGACACGAUGGGAGGAGAUAAAAAAUAGUACGAGUUAUCCCGAAGGGUUCCAUGAUUUCCAUGGAACAGCUUUUUUAGCCUACACUGGGAACCUCGCUAUAGAUUUUAACAGAGCUGCUAGAGAAUUCAAGAAAAACCCUGGUAACUUCCACUACAAGGCCUUCCAUUACUACUUAACAAGAGCUCUUCAGCUUUUGAGUGACCAGGGUUGCCAUCUAGUUUACCGAGGCUCUAAGACUAAGUUUCGUUAUUCUGGGACAGGCUCUGUGCGGUUUGGGCAGUUCAGUUCUUCAUCUUUAACAAAGAGGGUAGCUCUUUCUCCAGACUUUUUCAGUAAUCAUGGGACACUCUUUAUCAUCAGGACCUGCUUGGGGGUUAAUAUCAAGGAAUUCUCCUCAUUCCCUCGUGAAGAGGAGGUGUUAAUUCCAGGCUAUGAAGUAUAUCACAAAGUCACAACACAAAAUGAUAAAGGGUUUAACGAAGUAUUUCUGGACUCCCCAGAAAGGAAGAAGAGUAACUUCAAUUGCUUCUAUAAUGGUUCUACUCAAAUAGGCAACAUUGAUUUCAGCAUAUCAGGAUUCAGAGAGAGCUGUGUAUCCCGGUUCCCUGUGGUUCUCCUCGGUCUUCUGGUCCAGCAGCUUGCUCUUGCUGAGCUGUAG
Mus pahari (shrew mouse) is the source of this 912-nucleotide messenger RNA. RefSeq names its product T-cell ecto-ADP-ribosyltransferase 2. The record is from RefSeq and is a predicted model, not a curated record. The transcript has 4 exons. Lineage: Eukaryota; Metazoa; Chordata; Mammalia; Rodentia; Muridae. Gene Ontology annotation, molecular function: NAD+-protein-arginine ADP-ribosyltransferase activity; NAD+ poly-ADP-ribosyltransferase activity. Bases 40 to 912 code for a protein of 290 amino acids.